This is a messenger RNA of Folsomia candida, 1829 nucleotides long. RefSeq lists its product as uncharacterized. The transcript is spliced from 8 exons. The record is from RefSeq and is a predicted model, not a curated record. The coding region runs from base 52 to 1722 and encodes 556 amino acids. NCBI's taxonomy places the organism in Eukaryota, Metazoa, Arthropoda, Collembola, Entomobryomorpha, Isotomidae.
UUAUUUUACAAACCUUCCCCCGUUACAAACAAUUUUUGUUUAAAUAUCGCCAUGGGAAAUUUUAAACUUCCCGCCACCCUAGUGCUCUUCCUCGCUUGGGUGUCUCACUCCACCCUACAGAACGUCAUUCCCCCCGAACUAGAAGAACAAAUUGACACUUUUGUUGUCCAAAUGAUGGAAAAACAGCACAUUCCUGGCUUGGCCCUUUCCCUCGUGAGGUCAACGGGUGACCUCCAUUUCACCAAGGGUUACGGACUGCGCGACUUGGAAAACAACCUUCCCGCCGAUAACAACACACUCUUUGCGAUUGGCUCAGCUUCCAAAUCCUUCGCGGGAGUGAUCAUUGCAAAAAAGUUGAAUGAGCUGUUUCCCGCGUUGGGAGAAUCCGUUUUGGACGUGCCGAUUCGAGAGUUAGCGCCCACAUAUGAUUUUACCCUGGUGGACAGGUACAGGUCGGAGCGGGUGACCUUUCGUGACCUCUUGGCGCACAGGGUUGACAUCAUGGCGGAAAUGUCGGGAAUGCUGGCGCAGGCUUAUGACACGGUGGACGAAAUGUUCUUCCGGUAUCGUUAUGCCCCAGAAUCGGAACCUUUUCGGACAACUUUCCACUACAACAAUGGCCUGAUUGCAAUGGCGUCUCACAUUUUGGCGCAUAUGGCCAACACCACUUACGAAAACUUGCUUGGCGAAUUCCUCACUGAUGCUGGAAUGAUGGACACGACGUGGAUCAAACCCACGGACGACCACAACAACAUGAUGUUCCGAGCUGUCCCGUACAUUUGGAAGGAUGAAAAUCACACUAGAUAUAAUCCCGAACUCUUAAAAUCGGUCUCCUUUAUCCUGGCGAGCGGAGCAAUUUUAACGUCCGCCAACGACUUUACGAAAUAUAUGUUGCUUCAUUUAAACAAAGGAAAAGUUGGGGAUCGUCAAGUCGUUCCGGAAGAAGUGAUGGGUUGGCUGACCAAAGUCUCGAGCAGCACGUACGACGCCAUCACAAAAACGCCAGAAGACCCCGACGCCCUGGUCGAAGUCAGCGUUGGAUACAGAAUCUGCUUGUACCUCGGGGUUUACAAUGGGUGGGUCCGGGUAGGUCACACGGGAUACAUCCCUCCCUACAUAACAAUGUUCUACCUCUACCCGGAUUUGGGGCUGGGCAUGUUCGCCAGUUUGACGGGUCCGGGUCCGGGCGGAUUUGAGCUGGAAGGCUUCACAAGCGCCAUAUUUAACAUGGUCACGGGAUCUCCGGUAAAAACUGGGAACCUACCGAAAAUUGAUUAUCACUCGAUGUUUAACGGUUUUCCGACUUUCGACAUACGUCGAAAUGCGAAUACUCGAAGUCUUGAAUGGGCUGAAACAAACGCUGUCAACAUUUCACUCGAGCAAGCAGUUGGCACUUAUGGGAGCGGAUUUAAUGGUGAAAUUAACCUUUCGAUCCGCACCAACGAAAACGGAAAUCCUCAACUUUACUGGAAAUACGGGAAAAUGGGGGAGGCUUGGCUGAUCCAAGUUUCCCCCUCGACGUUCCUCCUCUCAAAAUGGGGGUCGGAUUUGUGGAUGGUUUACUGGGCGACGGGGGCCGGCUUUGGGACCCUCCAAUUGACCUUCCUCGACCUCAACACCAUCCGACAAAAGGAACUUGGUCAACAAUUGACCACCGAGUUCAUAAGGGGAGAAAAAUUGGACGAUUUGCCAUUAAUUCCAUGGCAACCGGACAGUUGUUAAGAGAACUUGAUCAAGAAAAAUUUAUCAAAUACUUUUAAAACAAAUUUUCAAAAUUAUGUAAGAAUUAAAAAAUAAAUGCAAAGUUAAUAAACAGUUUUAACAAAUUA